This is a messenger RNA of Camellia sinensis, 1577 nucleotides long. The record is from RefSeq and is a predicted model, not a curated record. Lineage: Eukaryota; Viridiplantae; Streptophyta; Magnoliopsida; Ericales; Theaceae.
GAUUGAUCCGACAUUACCCCGAUCAGAUUUGAACUUUACAAAAAAUAGACCCAGAUUGCGUUCCAUCUCUCUACUCUCGUCUCCGGUGUCCACAUCCACACCGUAAAACCGUAGGCAAGCAAGCACACUGUCAAAUCAAUUUGGCCUAGGGCUUGACAGCAACGCCACCGUGUUGGAGAUCCAUCAUCCAUGGACGACAUGGCGGCAUACUACCCACCUCAGUCAGGCCUCCCCCACGAUCCUCGCUACCCAUACUACCACCCUCCUCCGCCACCGCCGCCGCCGGCGGUGGCUGAGCAACAUUACCACCUGCCCCAGCUAUUCCACCCCCAACCCCCCCCAUUCGCCUCCUACGCUCCUCCACCGUAUUCACAGUCAUCGCACGAUCAGGUUCGGACACUAUUCGUAGCGGGGCUUCCCGAAGAUGUCAAGGCUCGCGAAAUCUACAACCUCUUUCGGGAGUUCCCUGGCUACGAAUCUUCUCACCUCCGUAGCCCUAACGCUUCUUCACUGCCAUUUGCUUUUGCUGUAUUUAUGGAUCAACAGUCAGCAAUUGCAGCAAUGCAGGCACUGAAUGGAAUGGUGUUUGACCUGGAGAAGGGAUCCACCUUAUACAUUGAUCUAGCAAAAUCUAACUCGAGGUCUAAGCGCACCAGAUUUGAUGAUGAAAAACCUGGCUCGGAGAAGAGAAGUAAAGGAUCUGCUGCAUUUUCAAGGGGCAUUCAUGAUCCUGCAGGUGUUGGCAACGUUCACAUGCCUGGAAUUGGUAAUUCUGCUUACAACACGAUUGGUUAUCCAUCUACACAAAGUCAUGCAAACUUUGAUGGUAGAGCUGUGAAUGAGACAAGCACUGCAACCUUUCAAAACAACUACUCUGCACCUCAUGUUCCGCAAAAUGUUAAUGCAUGUCCAACACUAUUUGUGGCAAAUUUGGGGCCAACUUGUUCAGAGCAAGAGCUAAUUCAAGUCUUUUCAAGUUGCCAUGGAUUUAUAAAAUUGAAGAUGCAGAGCACAUAUGGAACUCCGGUUGCAUUUGUUGAUUUUCAGGAUGCUGCCUGUUCAUCUGAAGCACUGAAUCAUCUGCAAGGGACAAUUCUGUACUCAUCGCCGCCUGGUGAGGGCAUGCGGUUGGAGUAUGCAAAAUCACGGAUGGGAAUGCGUAGUAAGAAGUCGAGGUAAAUGCAAGUGUAUCAUGGGGAAAGGUGAUGAAACUUCCAGUGCGAUUUUACUCAAGUGAAUCUGAGUGAAUCUGCAUUUGUACGUGGUUUUAUGCUGAGAUAUAGGUUAGUUGAAUGCUUGUUGUAGCUGUUUGGAUUUUAGCUGCCCGUGAAUCUAAUACCAGGGGAAGGGUAAGUUUUAAAUUAUUUGCUUCUACUAUGUUUUUGCAGCAACUUUUUUUUUUUUUUUCAAAUUUUUAUUUAUUUGGGUGCUGCCAGGCUACAAACGAGCGGAGUUGAGUUUUAGUAUGUUUGAGUUUAUUUAUUAAGAUUUUAGCGAGUUUGAAAUCCAGGUCGAGCUCAAUAAAGAUUUUAAUGAACCAAGCUCAAGUCGAGUUGGUUUGGUGGUGUUUUGAAAAA